Molecule: messenger RNA, 6361 nt
Organism: Orbicella faveolata
Lineage: Eukaryota; Metazoa; Cnidaria; Anthozoa; Scleractinia; Merulinidae
Biological process (GO): protein phosphorylation; signal transduction
Molecular function (GO): protein binding; ATP binding; protein kinase activity
Source: RefSeq, a predicted model, not a curated record
AUCACCAUUCAAACGUUUUAAACCAUAUCAAGAUCAUAUUUUUGUGUUCGUGUUGUUCAUCGUUGGGUUCUCCAGAUAUCGCCCAAGAAACAGGCGCAAAGCUUCAUUUUUCAAUCGCGUUUUCAAUUGAGCGAUCUCGAAAUGUUGCGUGUUUUUGUGCCUUCUCACGACUAAUUUUUGAAAUUCAAAGUAUUUUUGGACAUAAUACUAACAGGUUAUCUUAUUCCUGUGGGCUGUUGAUCGCUUUCUUUCAAAUUCUUUGAGCAAUCAUCAGAUGAAAAACUUUUCUGGUAUCACUUUUUAGCGGCCAUUGAAACUUCACGGACCGGCUCACGAGUGACGUCAUAAUGGCCAAGAUCAUCGGGCGCGCAAUCGCAUGGCCACUGAAGCAAAGUUGACCUCUCCCUCCUGCUCGUCGUGUAGUGUUCACGUAGUCUGAGGAACUUGGAAUCGACUUUCGAACCGACGUCCGAACCGUCAUACUAUGUAUUUGUUAUUUCACGAUAGAUAAGGGAACCUGAUGCCCCUUGGAAGAUCCAAUUUACAAGUGGAACCAGCAGAUCAAUGAAGGGGUUUGGAAAAUUUCCUCUGAGGAGGAAGAAAGCAGAGAAGUCACCAGUUGCUGGCGCAGCUAAAUUUCAGGAUAGCGAUGAUGCUAAUGAGGAGGUUCAGGACAACAUGCUGACUGAUCUGGACAAGUUGUACAUAGCUAUGGCUGAAGUUGAUUCAGCUUACCUCUUCAAUAUGUUUUGCUACAGUCUCAAUAUUAAAAGCCUGACUGCUUUGAAGGAUUAUGAUUCAAGACAGAGCGUCUUAGUGGAUCGACAUGAAAUUGACCUUGUAAAAAAGAAAGUUGCAAAUAAGGACUUAGAUUUUAAAGUCCUUGCAAACAAGAAAUACAAGCAAAGUAAACUUGUUGAAACUUGUAAAAUCAAGCACAUACCAGUUAUUCAAAUGAAAGACAUAACUGUCACUGGAACCAUAACGGAGGGCCCAUAUGUUGGAAGUGUGUGCGAGGCCCUGUGGACGAAACCUGAUGGUAGCAAGGGUAAAGUGUGUCUUCGAUAUGAAACUGAUUAUGAACAAAACUUCUUGCACGAGGCUGACAUGGCAAAUGUUCUCCGUCACGAGAAUGUCCUUGAUCUAUAUGGAGUGGUCAUUGCCAGUUCGUAUUCACCAUCUCUGGCUUUAGUCGUACAAUUUGCAAACUAUGGAAAUCUUAGGGAGUCACUUAAACAUCACACUGUGGAACGAUUGUGUAAAUUUACAAUCCAGGCCGCAACUGCUUUGGAACACCUGGAAAAGAAGAAAGUCAUUCACCAGGCGGUUGCUGGAUAUAACUGUUUGGUUGUUGCAGAUUACCAGUUGAAGCUCGCAGGAAUUGGAGCUUGUCAUUUUGAAAGUGUAUUAAACAAGGCAAACCAGGUUCCCAAUUUUGUACAGGAGGAUGUGGUUUACUACUUUGCUAAGGUUUUUUCUGGUGCAUUUUCCAGCUAUUUUCAAACAAGUAUCGAAAUUAUUAAAAUUAUGGAACCUUCAAAAUCACAACAUGAGAUACACGGCUACAUUUGCCCCUCCCAUUUUUAUGACGUAUUCAGUCGUUGUCUACAAAUGGAUUCCACCAAAAGACCUUCCUUUUUGGAAAUCAGGCGAUCUCUUGUGGCACAGAGGCACUCUUUGAAAGUGAGAGUCAUAAGGAGCUUCAAAGCAGAGUCAAAAGGUUUUCUUAGCUGCGAAGCUGGCGAAAUUAUAUUUCUGAUCUCCAAGGACCGCCACAGGAAUGACAAUAAUUCCUGGUUAGGAGAAACAAAGGACCGCAAAAUUGGAUUUUUUAAGAGCGAACAUGUAGUGGAAGUAAUGGAUGCGAAUUUCGAUGAUUCAGUUAUGCCACCUGAGAUUCGUGCUCGAGGCCCAAGAGCCGAACUUGCUUUUCAAAACGCUAUGCGGAACGGCAGGGUGCAGGUGUACCGCGGUCGCAUUAUGCUCCUUGGGCAGGACCGUGCAGGAAAGACAAGCCUGAAGAAAUCUCUUCUUGGCAUCCCUUUCAACCCUGAAGAAGAGAGUACCGUGGGGGUCGAAGUUGACCCUUCCAAGUUUGAAGUGGAUGUUGACCAAGUUAAGAACUGGCAGCGCACAGAGAAAAAGAAACUUGAUGUGUCGGAGUUUGCUGACGACAUAGCAAGGAUAAUCGCGAAAGACUUAACGGAAACAGAAAUAGACCAGAGGAACAUCGAUGACAUGAAUGCUGUCUUAGAGCAGGAGGUCGGGCAUGAGGUUGAUGCUGGCACUCCAAAGGAACCAAAUGAUUUACCGACUGCUGGUAGACAAGAAACCAAUGAGGGGAACAAGCCAUCAGAUGAGGGCGGCAGCGGCACUGUUCUUGAGGUGAAAAAACCAGCAGAUCCAGCUAUUAAAUUAAAUAUUGAUACCGCUGCAGUUUUACCUGAUAAAGUCACAGAUCUAGUUGUGCAAUACUUGCAGCAUUUGAAAUUAGAUGAAGACAUCAAAGCAAAGGAGGUCAUUUUAACUUUGUGGGAUUUUGCCGGUCAGCACCUUUACUACGCUUCUCAUUCUGUUUUCCUUUCUCCGCGAGCAGUCUACACCCUGGUGUAUAACCUUAGCAAAGAUCUAAAUGCUCCAGCAGAACCGUGUGUUAGACAGGGUUUUCAUGAUAUUGUCCUGGAAAAUCCAAACAGUGAGACAAAUUUAGAGAGUUUGUUGGCGUGGUUGGCUUCUGUGCACAGCAUUCGGCCAACAGCAGAUGGAACUAGCAGUAGUCAGGACGGAAAACUGACUUACCUUCGUCCUCCAGUGUUCAUUGUAGGAACGAAUGCCGAUCGACCGUUCGAAGAUGCCAAGAAAAUGGAAAAGCUUAUUCAAAAGAGUAUUUCGGGAAAGAAGUAUGAAAAGCACGUGAUAAGGCCAUUCUUUGCUGUUGACAACACAAGAUCACUGAGUGAUGAUGGGGUUCAAACGCUGCAGAAGAGGAUCAUGGAGGUGUUGAAACAGGAGCCGUACAUGGGUGAAGAGGUACCGAUAAGGUGGUUUACCUUCGAGAAAAUCGUCGAAGCUUUAGUAGCAAAGGAAACCUAUCACAUGAAUCUUGAUAACCUCCUGACUGUCACGAGACAAGUUUGCCAUAUAGACGACAUAGAAGAACUGACGACGUUGUUGAAUUUUUAUCACGAUCUCGGAGUGAUAGUAAAGCAUGGCCAUACUGUUGUGCUGCAGGCUCAGUGGCUGAUUGACCUUUUCAAGCAACUCAUAACCGUGCGACCAUUUGACGAAGUGAAUCCUCUGUACUCAGAAUGCUGGCAGGAACUCGAGAAAAAUGGUAUUCUCAGGAUGACUCUGGUCGAUCACGUUUUUGCAGAUUUCAUCCAAAAAGGCCUUUCUAGGGAGGACAUUUUGGAUAUGAUGGAGCUCUAUGGAUUAAUCGCUAAAUUUUCCUCUGUACCAUCUGCUGGCCAGGAGGAGCAAAAAUAUUUUGUGCCAGCCCAACUUAGAUCGUCACCCUCAGUUCUGUGUGAGAUGGAGCCUUCUAAGUAUGAUCCUUGCCCGCUGUAUCUCCACUUCCCGGACGGUUUUGUCCCUCACGGGCUCUUUCCACAACUUUUGUCAAGAUGCAUACGCUGGUGUUCCGAACGCGGUCCCCGACAAGCUCCUAACCUGUACCACAAUGGAGCGAGGCUUUUUAUUGGAAAGCAGACCAUUCACAAUCUGAUUCUUAUCUGCAAAAAGAGAUUUAUCAAGAUCACCUUGAAGCAAAGUUCUUCUUCAGCCGUUCUUUCCGCUGCCGCAGCGAGUAUGGCAUGCGAAGUUCGAAUCUUUCUCGAAGACAUCUUGCUGAGCUUGACGCUCGAGUUUUCGUGGCUGCGUAAUCCCGGUUAUGAACUGUGCGUUGCAUGCGCCAGUUGCUUUAAACUAAGUAAAGAAUGCGACAAACACAGGUUGGCUUCUUGCGCUCACGAGGACUGUCUACAUCUUCUCCGAGUAAUUCCUGGAGAACACCUCAUUUGCACAAAGAGCUUCUGUGAUGAAGCAGUUGAGGUUCCUGGAUUGGAGAAAUGGUUCAAAGUUCAUAAAAGAGAGACGGAAGAACAGAAAGUGACCUCUUUGGUUCCUGAAGUUCGAAAUCAACCGUCAUCGUCUAAAACCGGUACACCGUCGACCCAGGAUCUUCUUCUUGUUGCCUCUGAGCUGGGUGCCUCAUGGAAGAUGCUUGGUAGAACGCUGGGAGUUCCUGAGCACGAGCUGGAGAAUAUUGAAGCAGACAACCCUCGCCUAUCUGAAAGAUGUUAUUGUGUGUUGAAACGGUGGACAGAAGUUUUUGGGUCGGCGGCGACUUACGAGUGCUUGGCGCGUGCAUUACAACAUCCUAUGGUGAAACGAUGGACACUCGCUGUAAAGUACUGCGGUGUUUGCCGGGAUGGAUAUCAAGUUGCAGACACUGCACCCAUUUCCUCUCAGGCCGUUGACGUGUCGACGUCGGGCUGCCCAGUUUUCCUGUCUUACCAGAGGGAUUUGCAAGAUACAGUCAAAAGACUGAAGAGCAAGAUCGAAGAGAGUGGAAUUCAAUGUUGGAUGGACAUCAGGCAGAUGGGUGGCGGUGAUGCUCUCUUUGCAAAAAUAGAUGCCGGAAUAAGGGCGUGCAAGGUCUUUGUUUGUUGCGUAACAGCAAAAUACUGUCAAUCAGACGCUUGCCAGGGGGAGGCCACCUUGGCUCAUAGCUUAAAGAAGCCUGUCAUUCCUCUGUUGUUUGAGGACAUUUCCUGGCCUCCAGAAGGUCAGCUAUCUUUGGUCUUUACCAAGCUUCUUUACAUCAAGAUAACCGAAGAACGUGGCACCAUUCCUGAUGGAGAGUUCCAGCAGCUUAUGCGGAAAGUGGAGCAGUUUGUGAAUUCGUAAGAAUCGCUGGAAGUCGAGUUUUUGGAACUGCCGCACAGGGAAACUGAUUACUGUGUUGAUUCCUUAAUCUAUAACCUCUUCCAGGCGUUCAGUUAGUUGGGGCGCAGCGCGAAAAAUGGCGAACUCGCCCAUUUACGCGCGGCGCCUCAACUAACUGAACACCUGGAAGAGGCUACUUAAUGUAAAACGGCAUAGAUUUUGAACCGCUGGCUUUAUGUUAGUCUAUAAUGGUUUGUCACGCAUCCGCCGUGUUCGUAAUGCACUUCGCACCGUACCGAUGCGUGCAAACUCAACCGACGGUUGCAGUUUACGCUGCUGUCAAUUAUUUUAGCGAAUGUCUCACGGAACAAAAGUGUUUUUGUAAACAAAUUCAAAAGGUUAUGUCCAUUUUGUUUGUUUGGUUGAUUUUUUCCUUGUUGUUGGUGGUGGUUUUUAGGGUCCAUUGGAUUGUCGUCGUAAUUAUGAUUGACGGCAGGGUAAAACUCAAUCGUUAGCUGCAUUACUUCAGAGUUCGGGUUCAUUGAAAGGUGUACGAAUCUAAGCAAAAAAUCGCCAGAACCUUUAGAGAAUUCUGUUACUUAUGAUAUUUUAGACUUUGGGAGAAAUUUACAGCAUUUUCGAGUAUCUUUAAAGUAUUUGGAGAGUUUCUGGUAAAAAAAACUUCCAGCAUAAUAUUCCUUUGUUUUAAACCAGGUUAAUGGCCUUACUUCGAUAAUUUUUUGCACCGCUUUUAUUUGUUCGAUUUAUUUAUUUUUUCGAGCUAGUUUGUAUUGUAUUUUUUCAAUUGAUGUUAUUAGUAUUUCAAUAGCUUAUUAGUAUUUUAAUAGCUCCUGGAGAACUUAGUGUUGUUUUAAUGUCUUGGGCUAAGAGAGAAAGGAAGGAGAGGGGGACGGGUGGAGACAAUUAAGGAACUUACUUCAAUGAGAAAUCACCUAGGUUUAAGUAAUCGUUCCUUUGGGCUUUAGAAAUUUAUUAUAAUCGAUAUAAAUCGUGGUAGUGAACUCGUUUGUAAUACAAAAACCCGCGUUACUUUAACUUAUUAUAUUGCUUUGGCUUGUGGCCGAUAUAACGCGUGCUCUGAUUGGCCAAGAGCGAGAUCUGAACGGUCAGUAUGCAGCCGUAACGCCCACUUGCCGAUUACGGAUUAUGCAAAUUAGGAAGAGCCCGGCUCUGAAAAUUCAAGCGCAUUGAAACGAUGGAAGCCGAUUAAAAACAGUCAGAGAAAGUAAAUUUAAUUCCAAGUCGCUAAAAGUUUAGGGAUUUUUCCUUCAUAAAACGUGUAUAGAAGUCGUUUUUGACUUACCAGCCGGUAACCUUGGCGGGCACUAGUGAAAAACAAUUAAAGUUUGCCGAGUCUAAGUAAGCGUAAAGCUAAAUUCGCUAAGUGAAAAACACCAUCGGCAGAUCUGUCACGCAUCCUGAGCAGAACACCACGAAGAAACUUAUAAGUUAU